Messenger RNA from Sphaeramia orbicularis (orbiculate cardinalfish), 2349 nucleotides. It is a transcript of the gene kcng2, whose product is annotated as potassium voltage-gated channel, subfamily G, member 2. Gene Ontology annotation, biological process: potassium ion transmembrane transport; protein homooligomerization; action potential. Lineage: Eukaryota; Metazoa; Chordata; Actinopteri; Kurtiformes; Apogonidae. The transcript is spliced from 4 exons. The record is from RefSeq and is a predicted model, not a curated record. Gene Ontology annotation, molecular function: voltage-gated potassium channel activity. Gene Ontology annotation, cellular component: voltage-gated potassium channel complex; membrane. The coding region runs from base 320 to 1924 and encodes 534 amino acids.
GUGUGUGUGUGUGUGUGUGUGUAGGGGGAGAGGCGCGUCUUGCUUCUCCAGUUUCCCCGGCGGACUUUGGGAACUCCGUGCGUCAUGUGCUGUUAAUUGUGCUCUAAUGCCCCACACCAUCUGCGUGGAAAACUUAAAGGUAUGCUGUGUAUUGAGGGGUGCGAACGCGCGAACAGGCUGACACAGAUGGACACAGGCUCAACGCACUGGAGACGUGCUGUUUUGCUGAAUGGGUGACAAGCUCCCAGUCACCUCACAAACCCAGUGAAGCCAUCCCACGCAUUGUGCAGGGCAAGGCCCCCCCAGCUGAUCUGCAGGGAUGUACCAGGAGGUGGCCUUCCUGGCUGGCAGCACUGAGCACCAAUUUACCUCUUUCCGCUUCAACCGUGUGGAGAACCCACAGGAGGUCACUGCCAAGAAGGGUGUGUUCUACAAACGGGCUCAGCUGCUGCAUCAGCCUCAACCUCGGCAGCUGGAUGGAGAUGACAAGGGGGCAGCUAUUAUCAACGUGGGGGGGAUUAAGUAUCGAAUUCCCUGGUCUACGUUGGAAGAGUUCCCUCUGACCCGGUUGGGUAAGCUACGAAGCUGCAGCAAUGAGGAAGAAAUCAUGGAUGUGUGCGAUGACUAUGACGGCAGCAGGAAUGAGUAUUUCUUUGACAGAAACCCGUCGGCUUUCCGCACCAUCGUCACCUUCCUGGCUGCUGGGAAGUUGCGGCUUCUGAGGGAGAUGUGCGCCCUAUCCUUCCAGGAGGAGCUGCUCUACUGGGGCGUGGAGGAAAACAAUCUGGAAUGGUGCUGCCUCCGAAAACUCCGGCUCAGGCAGGAGGAGUACAAGGAGCAGCAGAGGUUGGAGGAUGAGGAGGCUGAGCUCAACACGCCACAGUCCGGUGAGGAGAGUCAGCAGCUGUCCGGUACAGUGACGCCAGAGGAGGGCCAGACGGGGGGCUGCAUGAGGAGACUGAGGGACAUGGUGGAAAACCCCCACUCUGGACUGCCAGGGAAGAUUUUUGCCUGUCUGUCAGUGUUAUUUGUAGCCAUCACUGCUGUGACGCUGUGUGUCAGCACCAUGCCAGACCUCAGAGAGGAGGAGGAAAGGGGCGAGUGUUCCCAGAGGUGCUAUAACAUCUUCGUGCUGGAGACGGUAUGCGUCGGCUGGUUCUCUCUGGAGUUCCUGCUGCGCUUCAUUCAGACGCAGAGCAAGUGCAUGUUCCUGCGAACACCUCUAAACGUCAUCGACGUGGUGGCCAUCCUCCCUUACUACAUCACUCUCAUUGUGGACUCUUUGUCAGUCGGAGGGAAAUCUGCGGGCUCAGGGAACAACUACUUGGAGAAGGUGGGACUAGUCUUACGCGUCCUCCGGGCUUUACGGAUCUUCUACGUGAUGAGGUUGGCCCGUCAUUCCUUAGGUUUGCAGACGCUUGGGUUGACAGUGCGGCGGUGUACGCGGGAGUUCGGACUGUUGCUGCUGUUCUUGUGCGUGGCCAUGGCGCUCUUUUCUCCACUGGUGUUCCUGGCUGAGAGCGAAAUGGGCGCCAAGCAGGAGUUCACUAGCAUCCCCGGCAGCUACUGGUGGGCAGUAAUCUCCAUGACAACGGUCGGCUAUGGAGACAUGGUACCCAGGAGCAUCCCCGGCCAGGUGGUGGCACUCAGCAGCAUCCUGAGCGGCAUCCUUCUCAUGGCGUUCCCAGUCACGUCCAUCUUUCACACCUUCUCGCGUUCGUACGUGGAGCUUAAAGAGGAGCAGAGUCGGGCGCUCAGACAGAAGCCGGACUCACAGGACAGCACCAAGUCCCAGAACAGCGAAGACUCUCAGGAGACGGACAGUUACCAUGGUAUCACAGAGGCAGCAGCUUCGUCUGUGCAGAGGAGGAAGUCGAUGGCUGCUCAGAGGGCUGCCGAGAUUAAAAUGUCCAUGCAAACUUAGGCGCUAUGUUUGUUUGCUUAAAUGGACACUUAGGAGAAAACCAGCACUGGGACUGCAAAGUUGACAAGAUGAGGAUUGUAAAUGGAGGAGAGUUGAGGUACUUGUGCACCGGAGUGUGUCUGAGGAGCAGCAGAGACCUUUUUGUCGCAAAGUUGACUUUAAAACAACAUCAUCGACUCAACAAGUGAAAGAAAAGUCACUCACAGACUACGAUUCAGACUUGAAAUAAGAUGGUGAAAGGGGAGUCUAAAACUAGAAUUACACAUUCACUACGUUUACAUGCACCAAAUAUUCCACUCUUUUACCUUAUUCAAAAAAAUUCCCACAAAGAUGUUCAUAUGGUUAAAAAAAUUCAUAUUCCACUGAUUCCACCAUUCCCAUUUUCAUGCAGCAGUUCAUUCUCAGUUUCUUGAAUUCGUAAUAAA